Molecule: messenger RNA, 1218 nt
Organism: Syngnathus acus (greater pipefish)
Lineage: Eukaryota; Metazoa; Chordata; Actinopteri; Syngnathiformes; Syngnathidae
Product: vicilin-like seed storage protein At2g18540
Exons: 2
Source: RefSeq, a predicted model, not a curated record
AUCCCGUUUGAAACAGCGUCUAUUAAGUCGGUGUGCACCUUGCAUGUGUGCUGGAGCCGUGCUUUCUGGGUGCCGAGUCGGGUCCAAGCCUCGGAUAAGCUCCGCCCCUUUACGAGCAUCGGACACCUCCAGCACAACAAAGCAUGUGUGGCGCCGCAACAUUGUUCCUUAACUGAACGUGCAGAAUACGGGAUUUUGCAUAUUUUGACUUCUUCUUUGCUCUUCCCUAUUGAUGCGCAACCCGCAGUAGUGGCUACCAUGACAACAGAAGCCAGUGCCGUGAGCGAGGCGGACACUGAAGGCAAGCAGAAGGCUAGCGCCGCUGAACCCGAACCUGAGAACAAGCAGAGUCCAGAAGCAGCGGCAUCAGAGCCGGAGGGCGAGCAGUCCAGCAAGAAGGGACAGGCCGCUGAGCCCGCCGCCUCCGCCGAUGCGGCUUCCUCCCCUGAAGAGGAGCAGCUGAAACCUCGCACCAGAACUUCUGCCGGCAAAGGCCUCUCUCGUCUCUUUUCCUCUUUCCUUAAGCGCCGCUCGCAGUGCUCAGAAGGAGAAGGCUUUGAGGCAGAGAAAGCCAGCGAGGAAAAGCAAGACAAAGAAGAACAGGCUGGGAAAGCGGAGGAAGAGAAAGAAGAAGAAAAAGUGAAAGCUGAGGAGAAGAAUGCUGUCCUAGAGGAGGAACCCGAUUCGAAAGAGGUCAAACGGAGCGAAGAGAAACCGCAAAAGGAGGAAAAGAAGACUGAGCCGGAGAAACUUGAGAAGAAAGGUAGCAAGAAGAAAAAGAAAGAAAGCAAGAAGAAAACUGAGGAGAGGGAUGCGGAGAAAGUGAAAACCGCAGAGGAGAAAAAGGAAGAGGAGCAGGACGAGAAGAAAGAGGAGGAGAGGAUAGAGGAGCCCAAAGAAGAGGCAAAGGUAGAGGACGCUGUGGAAAUAGAAGAAGAAAAAUUGGAAACAAAAGAAGUUAAGAGGACCGAAGAUAAAUGCACUGAAACGGAGCCCGAAAAGGAGGAGGAAAAAGUUGAUAAAAAGGGAGCAAAGAAAAAGGAGAAAGAGGAGAAGGUGAAGAAAAGGGAAGAAGAAAAAGCGAAGAAAAAAGCAGAGGAAGAAGAAAAGGCAAAGAAGAGGGAGGAGGAGAAGGAGAAAAAGAGAGAGGAGGAGAAGGCAAAGGAGGCAGAAAAAGCCAAGAAGAAGGAGGAGGAAAGGGCCAAAAAGAAGGAGGAG